Molecule: messenger RNA, 2965 nt
Organism: Dermacentor silvarum
Lineage: Eukaryota; Metazoa; Arthropoda; Arachnida; Ixodida; Ixodidae
Product: oocyte zinc finger protein XlCOF6.1-like
Exons: 6
Coding region: 139-1515 (458 amino acids)
Biological process (GO): negative regulation of transcription by RNA polymerase II
Molecular function (GO): DNA-binding transcription repressor activity, RNA polymerase II-specific
Source: RefSeq, a predicted model, not a curated record
CGGGCAUGACUGAAGAAAGAAACAGCGGACACACGCCUCCUGCUUUUACUAGCUUCGGCGACGAGGCAAUCGCGAGUACAAGCCGUGAAGACGCCGUGGGUUCUUCAUCCACUUUGGACAAUUACACUAGAGUUCCUAAUGGCACCUGGGGUGGCCAACGGCACACGCCGUACUACCCGGCUGACGUCACAUACACCAUGCAUGGGCAUGCAGACAUGGCUGAAAACAGAAGCACCGGUUACAGGCCUCCUGUGUCCAGCAACGGCGGCGAUGAUGCAGUGCCCAGUACAAGCCGCGCUGGCAGGCAUGAAACAUCAGCUGGUUUGGAAUAUGACGGGAGAAUUCCUAAUGGCACGUGGGGUGGCCAACGAAGCACGCAGUACUACCCGGCCGAAGUCGCAUCCACAACGUACGGGUAUACAGACACGGCCGAAAACGGAAGCGCCAGUUACUGGCCUCCCUGUGUCCAGCAGCGGUGGCGAUGAGGCAGUGCCCAGUACAAGCCGUGCUGGCAUGGAGGAAGCGUCAGCCUAUUGGGAAAACGACGGGAGAAAUGCUACUGGAACCGAGGAAAACGAACAGCACGAGUUAUGCGGUGUCUGCGGUGUCUGCGGCAAAGUUUACACCAGACUGAAUGCCUUACGGAGACACGCUGCCGAGCACUACGGCAAUGAAUGCUACACUUGCGAUGCAUGUGAUUUACCCUCUGUAAAUAUUACGAAGUUACUAAGACAUUACCAGAAGAGCACAGAAGAAAAACGCUACAAAUGCGAAACAUGCGGUAAAUCGUUCAAGCAGUCGUGGCACCAUAACGUUCACCAGCGCACCCAUACAGGCACAAGACCCUUCAACUGCGAAACGUGUGGUAAAUCAUUCGCGCGUUCGGACCAUCUUAAUAUCGACAAACGCACGCAUACCGGCAUAAAACCCUUCAACUGCGAAACGUGUAGUAAAUCAUUCGCGCGUUCGGACCAUCUUAAUAUCCACAAACGCACGCAUACCGGCAUAAAACCCUACAACUGCGAAACAUGUGGUAAAUCGUUCAAGCUGUUGCACCAUCUUAAUGGCCACAAGCGCACGCAUACAGGCAUAAUACCGGAGAAAUGCACAACAUGUGGGAAGUCAUUCACGCGGUUGGAUAGCCUUAAGAACCAUCAAUUAAAGCACAUAGGCGAGAAACUCCAUGUCUCCCCAAAAUGUAUGAAAUCAUUUCAUAGCAAGGAAUAUCUCCAAGCGCAUAUGAAGCUGCAUACGGGCGCGAAACCCUUCGUCUGCGAAAUAUGUAGUGAGUCAUUUGGGAACAGCUCAAGUCUCCGAAGUCAUAGCCUUCACCAUGCGGACGAAACAUUGCAUCAGUCUGCUGAAUGCGGCACUCGUUUACCAGAUAGAGGAUACGUCGACGGACACUUGUGCGAGAUGCUUACGUGCUAUUUGUGUGGAGAUUCCUUUAGAGAUGACGUUCAACUGGCCACUCAUCUCGUGACGCACAGGAGGGGGGCAGCCGUAACAGUGUGAUUGGUGCGCAUAUGAAGUCAAUCACCCGCGACCUUUCCACAGAAACGUGAUUGCGAACCCGUGCAGGAAACAACGCUGAUGUUCUUUCAUAGCUCUCAGCAACUUACGCUAAGCAGCGCAUGCGAAUACCAGGUUCUUUCUAACGAAGUGGAAAAUGGCUUAGUGUAAUGCACAGUGUAAAGGAUGCCAGCUAGCUCUUUGAAAUCACGAAACAAUACGCUGUCGCCAGAAUUACUUAGUUCGUGUGCCAAAAAAUUUUUUAAUUUCUCGACCAGUGAACGCUGUUCACAUAGUAACUGUGUCAUUAAGAGAAACCCGAUUGGGCUGCAAUUUUACGUUUUGUGUAACCUAAGCGUAGAAUGAGUAACAAAAGAACCUUGACUGCUCGAUCAAUUACGGUAAUUUUCGCAAUUUCAAUAGCAGGAAACGCGUAGUUAUGAAUAAUUAUUGAAUUGAUGGAAGGUUUCCAGUAAAAAUAAGAAGUCAGUUCUGUAAUUGCGAUGUUGCUCCGUUGCCUUCGACAAAAAGUUCGUAGUGAUUUUUGCGACAAUAUUUAGCCAUGGCGUACCCACGACAAUUCAUGGCUUGGAAUUUAGACUAAUGCAUUGAUUUAUUCCGUGAUUGCCAAGACACAUGCGAGGCAGUGUUGGUUCUUUCAUUGAUGCCAAAGAUCUUUGUUUAACUGCUGAGCAAUUGACUGCUGAGCGAAUUGGUAAUGCAAGAUAAAUAAACAAGUGCUAAAUACACGACUGACGAGAACAAGGUGACACCACGAUUUGCGUAUUACAACUGAAGGUUUAUUGAAGAACAUGACAGAUAAUCUGGGACAGCUGAAAGAACCAUUUGCAAAGAAAUAAAUAAAAAGAACAGUUAGUAAAGGUGAGUUUCUAGAUAGUCUAUACUUCCUUGUGUAAAGAAACUGAAGGCUUGGCUACACACUUCUCGCCUGCAUUUUGGGGAAAGAACGGUUUGUCGAGUUUACGUGCUUUCUUGUAUUUAUACCGUGGAAGCACCAUUGCAUGAGUUAUCAGCGGACAGCACCUACGCUCACGGCAGUGCACAGCCAAGUCAGAGAAUGGCUACUCUUUCAAUAAAGCUCGAUGGUGCCUCAGGCGAUGAUUAGGGCAGCGACCAGUUUGGUCGAUGGAACACUUCCCUCAGAAAAGAGAAACGUCAUAAACGACACCCAUGCCACACUUUUACAAUCUUUCUGUGCUUGACAUUGUAUGCGUGCUAAUAAUAUAAUUGUUCUCGUCUGUCCUCCAUCUAUUGCUCCUUUAAAUAUUUACGUUUGUUUUUAAUGUUCAAAAGUGAGCGGAUGGUAGCAGUGGCACUGUGUUAAAUUCAAGUCGCUUGGAGUUUCACUGCAUCAUAAGCUCACUGACUACAAUAAAUUUUAUUUAUCAUUGUCUUAUCUUGGCGAAACCAUUGUCAGUUUCCAAAGGUCUGC